GGUCAAACGUCAAAAAUUGACUGCAAAAGGAAACUGAGAAAAGUGAUAAUAAUGUAAACACGAAUAAAUAAUAGUUCUAAUUCUCAAAUAAGUUGACGAUAACAUUACUUACCUUGUAUAUGAUUAUUUGAAUUAUACAAAAAUGGAUCCAGCACUGUUACGUGAACGAGAAGCGUUUAAGAAAAAGGCACUUUCAACACCGACUGUUGAGAAAAAGAAGAAAGAUGAAUCCCAAUUCAAAGAUGACACUAAAAAGAAAUCAAAAUCAUCCAGUUCAGCUAGUUCUGGGCCAAAAUUGGAUGCAUCCAACUAUAAAACGAUGACUGGUAGUUCGGCAUACCGUUUUGGUGUAUUAGCAAGAAUCGUGAGACACAUGAGAGCCAGACACCAAGAUGGUGACGAUCACCCUCUUACCUUAGAUGAGGUCCUCGAUGAGACAAAUCAACUUGAUGUUGGCAAUAAAGUGAAACAGUGGCUACAGACAGAGGCUCUACAAAAUAACCCCAAAAUAGACUGCACCCCAGAUGGAAAAUAUAUAUUCAAGCCUGUAUAUAAAAUAAAGGACAAGAAAUCGUUAUUAAGGUUGUUAAAGCAACAUGACUUGAAAGGACUUGGUGGUAUACUAUUGGAAGAUGUCCAAGAAUCAUUACCACAUUGUGAGAGAGCAUUAAAAAGUUUGGCACAAGAGAUACUGUACAUCACGAGGCCCACAGACAAGAAGAAAAUAUUAUUCUACAAUGAUAAGACUGCUACAUUAGAUGUAGAUGAAGAAUUCGUAAAACUAUGGCGUGCUACAGCAGUAGAUGCCAUGGAUGACGCCAAGAUAGAGGAAUACUUGGAGAAGCAAGGCAUCAAGUCUAUGCAGGAUCAUGGCCCCAGGAAACCUAUAGCACCCAAACGAAAGAAGGUCGCACAGAAACGACGCCAGUUCAAGAAACCGAGGGAUAAUGAACACUUGGCUGAUGUUCUAGAAACAUAUGAAGACAAUACUUUGACUCAAAAAGGCGUUACUAUAAAAUAAAUUAAUUUAAGUUUGAGUUUGAA
This is a messenger RNA of Diatraea saccharalis (sugarcane borer), 1044 nucleotides long. The record is from the annotation of a GenBank genome assembly. NCBI's taxonomy places the organism in Eukaryota, Metazoa, Arthropoda, Insecta, Lepidoptera, Crambidae.